Nannochloropsis gaditana CCMP526 is the source of this 533-nucleotide messenger RNA. RefSeq names its product serologically defined colon cancer antigen 10. Gene Ontology annotation, biological process: protein peptidyl-prolyl isomerization. The transcript has 3 exons. Gene Ontology annotation, molecular function: peptidyl-prolyl cis-trans isomerase activity. The annotation marks the transcript as partial. The record is from RefSeq and is a predicted model, not a curated record. Gene Ontology annotation, cellular component: catalytic step 2 spliceosome.
ACAGGAUGUCCAACAUUUAUCACUUGGAACCACCGACCAAGGGCAAAUUGGUCCUCCAUACUACUUUCGGUCCCGUGGACGUCGAAUUAUGGCCGAGAGAAGCUCCUUUGGCUUGCAGAAAUUUUGUCCAGUUGGCAUUGGAGGGAUACUACGACCACACACUCUUUCACCGCGUUGUUCCUGGUCUGUGCGUGCAGGGCGGAGACCCCACCGGGACCGGCGAAGGGGGCGAAAGCAUUUUCGCCGAGGAGGGGGGAAAAGAGGGAGGGAAGGAGGGAGGCAAAGAAAGCAACCGGAGCCAGUUUUUUGUGACCCUGGAUGCGUGCGAACAUUUGAACGGCCAGCACACGAUCUUCGGGAAAGUAACAGGCGACACCAUUUUCAACGUGCUGCGGAUGGGGGAGGUGGCGACGGACCUGGACGACCGGCCCCUAACGGCUUUGAAACUGACGGCCGUUGAAAUUUUGAACAAUCCGUUCGACGACAUUGUCCCGAGAGACCGGGGGGCGGAGUUACGGAAACGGCGGGAAGGG